Messenger RNA from Papaver somniferum (opium poppy), 2348 nucleotides. RefSeq names its product mitogen-activated protein kinase kinase kinase 1-like. Gene Ontology annotation, biological process: protein phosphorylation. Gene Ontology annotation, molecular function: protein kinase activity; ATP binding. The coding region runs from base 253 to 2073 and encodes 606 amino acids. The transcript has 10 exons. NCBI's taxonomy places the organism in Eukaryota, Viridiplantae, Streptophyta, Magnoliopsida, Ranunculales, Papaveraceae. The record is from RefSeq and is a predicted model, not a curated record.
CUUCUUCUCAUCUUUCUCUAUUUCACUACAAUACUAUAUUUUUUUCUUACUUCCUAGAACACCCUUUAUCAAACUAGCAAAAAAGGAACAACACUGGCUGUCCCAAUCUCUACCAUUGUUCUGAAGGAAAAUAUCUACAAGAGUACAAGACUCUAACAGUAACCACCUCCACGCUAUUGGUAUAUUACAGAGCUCCACCACCACGCUAUAUUUCCUCAUCGCGAAAGCAGAGAGAAGAAUUUCUGAACAACGAUGAAUUCCGUAGGCGACAUCCAAAAAAGCAUCCAGUCCUUGGAGUUGGACUCAGCAGAUGAUAACAAUGAGGAAAUUGCUGCUCCUGAAGAAGUGAAAUCUAAUGAAGACGAACAAAAAGUGGUGGAAAUUAAGGGUGUUCGUACACCUCUUUCCUUACCAGAAGAAGAAGAUAUAAAUCAUUUAUCUAGAAACAAAAUGGAUCGGAAACAGCAGCAGCAGAGGCAACAGAGAAAAGCAAGGCCAAGACUAGAUCGAACAAUUGUAGAAAACUAUAGUAAAGAAAAACAUAGUAAUGAUGAUGAUGAGUAUGACGUUGAAAGAGGAAGAGAUGCUUCUACAACAUUUUCUUCUUCCUUACUGGAAGAAGAAGAUUAUUCUAUUCUAAAAACUCAUUCACUUGAUAUUCUUCAUGCUGGUGAAAUUGAUAGGAUUUGUUUGAGUUUAGGGCUUUCUGGUCCUGAGGAUUUUGCAAUUUCUCCUAGCGAUUGGAAGGAGAGUGAAGCUAAUUCUUCAUCUGAUCUUCUUUCUAGUUCGAAUUCUCAUUUCUAUCGUAAUAAUUCUCUUGUAAGUAAUAGAAUUAGUAGUAGUAAUAGUAUUGAUGCCCAAUUGGAAAUAAAUAAGGUUGAUGUGGUUGUUGAUGAUGUAGUUAAUAGUGAAUUUCAAGCUAGGGUUAGGGUUACUGAUGAUGUGAUUUGUUCUUCUUCUACUGUUAUUGCUCCUGGUUCUGCUUCUGUAGCAGUAAUAGUAGGUGGAGGAGGAGGAGGAACUAAGGGUGUUCGGGCACCUCUUCUCGCUCCUCCGCCACCUUCGUUGUCCCGCCCUGUUCUUGAUAAUUCAGGAUCAACUUGGGAUCUGAUUAGUUCUUUUGCUCCCAAAGAUAGUACCUACAAUAUUGGCAACACAACAUCGUCUUCUGGAGUUGAACAAGAAGACUUGGAAAUUGGAUUUCACGACAUUAUUUCACCUAAUGGCAGGUUCGGACGAAACAUUAGGUCGUGGACCAAAGGCACUUUUCUAGGAAGCGGUUCUUGGGGAACAGUGUAUGAAGGAUUCAGUGAUGACGGGUUAUUUUUUGCUGUGAAGGAGGUCUCUUUACUUGAUCAAGGAAACCAGGGAAAGAAAAGUGUAUAUCAGCUAGAGCAGGAGAUCGCACUGCUAAGUAAUUUUGAGCAUGAGAACAUUGUUCAAUAUCUUGGAACAGACAAGGCUGAAGGUAAACUUUAUAUCUUCCUCGAGCUAGUUACAAAAGGUUCGCUUGCACAGUUGUAUCAAAAGUAUGAUUUAAGAGAUUCUCAAGUCUCUUCAUACACAAGGCAGAUUCUCCAUGGUUUGAAGUAUCUGCAUGAUCGAGACGUGGUUCACAGGGAUAUUAAAUGUGCCAAUAUACUGGUGGAUGCAAAUGGGUCGGUAAAGCUUGCGGAUUUCGGAUUGGCAAAGACAACCAAAUUAAAUGAUGUGAAAUCUUCCAAAGGAACUGCUUUUUGGAUGGCGCCUGAGGUUGUUAAUAGGAAGAAUACUGGCUAUGGACUUCCAGCUGAUAUCUGGAGCCUUGGUUGCACAGUCUUGGAGAUGUUAACUCAUCAACUUCCGUACGCUCCCCUAGAAUGGAUGCAAGCAACCUAUAGGAUUGGGAAGGGUGAACCACCAUCUGUUCCUAAUAACCUUUCGGAAGAUGCACGAAGCUUCAUCCUCAAGUGCUUACAAGUUAAACCAGAAGAUCGACCGACUGCUGCUAUGCUUUUAGAUCAUCCAUUUGUGAAUAGGUCUCUUGCAGCUUCUUCAAUUUCUAACUCUCCUUUUCAAAGCAGUUGGAGAUAACCCAAGUCCCCAUCUCUCCAUAAUUUCAGAUUGAGGGAGCAUAAUAGUAUUCCACUUCACUUAUGUCUGUCAGUAUGUGCAUCACAUUUUGAUACCAGUGUAUGUAUAGGAGCAUGUAUCCACAUGGAGAAAAUCAAAAGAGUUGUUCUAGGAGUGGAUUACACCCCCAUGUACAAAUUUGAAAUAUCAGAUUAUUCUGAUACGUUUAAUCUCAUCAAAUUGAUGCGACAUCAAAGUUUCAGUUUAUAAUUGCUCAUGGACAUUUUUCUUUUUGA